UUUUAAAUUGUUUGGCUAUUUUUCAUAGAUUAUGUGAAAAUAUGCACAUUUUAAGUGUUUGGGUUGCCGCUGCCUCUGGGAUGUAAAAACUUGCUGUAGCUGCUGUGUGUGUCUGAUUCGCUGCAUCUGACUGUUCCCACAAUUCAACAAGCAACAAAGGAAGAAAGGAAGAGGCCGUAAGCUACAAAGUGUUAGCCAACCUAGACAGAUAGAUAUCACCUUAUUGUAUCAUACUAGUCGUCAAUGUGAACCCGCACGUUUAGAGAAGAACCAAAUUCGGCUCUAAAAACGCUUUAUACUUCGUUUUUGCGCAGAAGCUGGCGAAAGGGAAGGUAACGGUAAUGUUUUCGACAGCAAACGUUAGCAAAGCUAGCUGAUUGGUUUAGGUAGUAAGCUAACAUUAGCCAAGCUAACAUUAGCCAACAAUCGUUACAGAGCGAACCUUUCAUGAACGUGUUGUACAAGACAAAUGCCAACACCUCUGGGUUAUUUUGCCUAGUAAGGCAAGCAGAAGUGACCGGCAUCAAAUGAAAGGUGGUGGAAGUGGAACUUGACCAUCCAACUGAGUCACCAUUUUCCUGCACAUAAUGGGUUUGAUGGCUCCACUGUAUGCAUGACUUGUUUCGUGUGGCCUGAUGGGAGGACAGUGUGGAUAGUACUUUCAUCAGGAUACCAGGAGAGCCAUCCCAUGCCCCCACUUUGGAGGGCCUGUCAGAAUGAAGAAGAUAAGCCUUAAGACCAUCCGCAAGUCCCUCAGCAUAAAGGGCAAAGAGGAGGGUGACUUUGUCAUGCUCCAGCAGCCCUCGGUGACUACAGAGUUUUCUAAGGAAGAGUCACUUUUUGGGGGCUGCUACACCAAAGAGCUUUCUGGCUGUGACCUUGGUGGCGAAGAGGACAAAGGGGGCCAGAAUAAGGGCCGCUCAAAGAGUGAGAGCCUGAUGGGAUCAUUAAAGAGGAGGCUGUCUGCCAAGCAGAAGGCGAAAGUGAAAGGCAGCCCUUCUGCUAUAGGCUCAGUGGAUGAUGAUGACACCUUCUCGUCCUCUUCUGUGCCCAUCAGCUUCAAUGAGGUGAAAGCCCAGAGACCCCUUAGAUCUUCAUCCCUACGGAGUCACCAUUAUAGCCCCUCACCAUGGCCUCUGCGGUCUGUCAACUCUGAUGAGGCAUGUAUCAAGAUGGAGGUAAAAGUUAAAGCCAUGGUUCAUUCUCCAAGCCCAAGUCCCAACUUAAAUGGUGUCCGGAAAGAAUUUCAUGAUUUCCAGAUGGAAGGGCUCUUUCAGGACCAAGCAGAAUCCUUAAAGAAUCUCCAGCAGCCACAAAACGGUGAGCUGCAUCUAAAUAUUGAUGAAAAUGACGUGCCUGUGGUGCUGGGGUUGACUCCCCAGGACUACAUCCAGUACACAAUGCCUUUAGAUGAGGGAAUGUACCCGGAAGGGUCCCACUCCUUCUGCCUGGACAGCUCCUCUCCUAUGGAGGUGGGGACUGAAGCAGAUAAUGGGUCCCUCCACACAGACCAGGGACAGGAGGAACAUGAACUGGUUAGUGGGAUGCCUCCGGAUCUCUUCAUGGAAACCUCAGUUAGUAGUCUUCUCAUCGGUUCUGCCGGAGUGAUGCUCCAUAGCUCUAGAGUAGAGGUCCCACCUCCCCUCUCUCCACUCCUGCCGCCCAUAACAAGUAAUGGACAUAUUCCCAGGACUUUUUCAGGGUUCAGCUCUUCAGACAGCCAAGUAGCUGAAAGGGUAAGACACCACCUCAACUUUGACCCAAAUUCAGCUCCUGGGGUCAGUCGGGUGUAUGACUCAGUCCAGAGCAGCGGGCCCAUGGUUGUCACCAGUCUGACAGAGGAGCUGAAGAAGCUGGCGAGGCAGGGCUGGUACUGGGGCCCCAUCACACGCUGGGAGGCAGAGGAAAAGCUGGUCAACUUGGCUGAUGGCUCAUUCCUGGUCAGAGACAGUUCAGAUGACAGGUACCUGCUCAGCCUGAGUUUCAGAUCACAGGGCAAAACCCUCCACACCCGCAUUGAACACUCCAAUGGACGCUUCAGCUUCUAUGAGCAGCCAGAUGUGGAGGGACACACGUCCAUCGUUGAUUUAAUCGAACACUCUAUUAAAGACUCAGAGAAUGGAGCUUUUUGCUAUUCCAGGUCUCGCUUACCAGGGUCUGCAACCUACCCUGUCAGACUAACCAACCCAGUAUCUCGGUUUAUGCAAGUGCGCUCCCUGCAGUACCUUUGUCGCUUUGUCAUUAGACAAUACACAAGGAUAGACCUGAUCCAGAAAUUGCCCUUACCUAACAAAAUGAAAGAUUAUCUGCAGGAGAAGCACUACUGAGGACACAGAGAUAGGACAGUGGUGGCAAUUUGCACUUUUGUGUUCAGUUAAGAGAUUUAAACAAGGUUUACAGACAACCACAGUUUUGAGAUGAUUGGUUCUGGUGACUCUUGAUUUGUGUCCAGGUGACUCUUGUCGCUCUUUAGUCCUCCAUUCCACAGUUCUGGGUUUUUUCUCUGGUUUUAGGAGGCUCCUCUUCCAGAAACAUAGGCCAGCACAAAAAGUACUGCAAAAAAUAUAGCAGAGGUAUACAGCCAAGUUAUCUUAGUUGUAUACAUUAAGUGCAGACAGUAGACAUGCAUUGUGAUGUAUGGUUAAGUGUAACAUCCAACUGUGCAAGUAGAGCAUGUUUAUCAUAAAUGUGCGAUCUGCAUUUAAGUUGGGCCUGUAGGAAAAAUUAAAAUUUUAUCCAAUAAAUUGUACAUUUCAAGGAUAGAAAAGUAUUGCUACAAAUUAUUGCUAAAUCAAAUUUUCAGCUUUCUGCAGACUGACCAAUUUUGAUCAUCUUUUGCAUUUUAUUACUUGUCAGAUUGUGUAAUGUUACCAUCUUUUUCGGCAUGAGACUGCAAAUAAGAACAUCAUUCGGCAUUUAUACUAUGCAAUUAGUCAAAUAACAAGGCUAGGCUUCAUCGUAUAACAAGUGAUGAUGGCCAGCCUAUGAUUUUCAUGUUUACCAGAUUUUUGCUAAUUUACAAACUUCUUAUCCAGUGGAUGCAGUUUCUUCCUCAAGUAUUAUUUGACUCAUGGCAUGUUACAGCUGGCAAACUACAAAUACAUUUGUGCUUCAGUAUGCUUAGACUGGUGCAGGCUUUGUUUUUGAGUUUGUGAUGUUUGUUACAUUCAGUUGUACAGGUGUACAAACAUGAAAAUCUGUUUCAGAGUCACAAGGGUUUACCAGGUCCACAACAUAAACAACAUUUUGUUGCAAAUGAUGUCCAAAAUGUGCCAGUCUGUGAGAGGGUUUAGACAGUUUGGUCAGAGUAGCCUUAACUUGUAUGGCUGCAUGUAGCUAUUAUAUAAUGUGCAAGCCUAAAGGUACUGACGAUGCUGGAUUUUAAUGUGUUGUUUAUAGAAACAGCAUCAAGUUGAUGUAUAAAUCUUUUCGAAUUAUGGUAACAUUAAAAGUUAAAUCUUUCUGCAUUAGGAAUGUUACAAAAACUGCACCACAGCUCAGGCCUAACAACUUUGUCACUGUCUGUAAUGCUUGUAUCUGCAUGUAGUAAAGGCUUUAAGACUUGUCAAUUAAGGGCACUGUAGAGUAACUCUCUAAAUAAGAAAAGAUGUCACGGUAAACGGGUGAACGAUUUUGGCUGUGUUGUUUAAGCGCAACUCUGAGUAAAAGGCUUGUUUAAUGCACAAUUGCAUUUACCUUAGGCAGUUUAUAAGUAAAGAAAAUUGCCCCCAAUUAACCUACAACUGAAAAGCAGACCUCUACUCAAUUGACCUGCAACUGUAUGUAGGGAUGGCUGUUUCUUAGUCUUUUAAUGCCAGCAAUGAGCUGGACCCAGAUCAAAGGAAUUCCAAAAAUGGUGUGAGCUUAGGUAAAAGGACUUGGGAAAGCCAGGGUUAAGUCCUCCUCGCCAUCUUGGAGUGAUGCCAGGGUUUCAGCAUAUGACAAAAGGUCCAUCACAGCUGCAUCAUUAGUGUCAUAUGGGUUUCAAGGACAUAAAAAAAAAGCAUACAGUUUUUGCCAUUGCUUAUUCACAUUGUCCCCACAGAGCUGCACUACCCCACAGAUUGUCUCUACUUGGCUGUUCGUGCCAGAGUAAAGGGAAGAGCACACAGUAUGCUACGCAAGUGCUUUAUAUGGAUACUUUGACAGGGAAUUGUGUUUUCACAUUAUGAAUGAGCAUCUUUUUUGACAUCAGUGUCCUUACAAGUAUUUGGAAAAUGGUCUCUUGGACAACUUUGUAGGUCGUUAGCGCAUAGUUCUAGUUUUAGUUAGCUGGGAAUGUUGGUGUCUGAGGAAGUUACCAUGAAUCUAGCACAGCAGAAAUUAGAUAGGAACUUUGAAUGGUGUUGCAUGUUUAAAGACAUAGCAUUUUAAAGCUUUGAGUUGUAUAGGAAUGAAGGAUCUAGGUUGUGUUUGGCUGUGAGGGAUGUUUUUCUGUCACAAACAUUUGCUGGACAUUCUGUGUAUAAGAAAUGUAUUUUUCUUUUUAGAAUCCUUAUGUGAAUUUUUGUGUGACAUUUGCCAUCUGGGGGAUGGGGCUGUACAAAAGGAAUGUACGCCUGUUUGAGGUAUCCAUUUUAUUUGCCUGCAUACCAGUUUCAGAAAACAUGAGAAUCAUAAAAACUACAUUGAGACAUUUUUGCACUUGAAUAUUCUCCAUUGACAUGCUUGGACCCUCUCUUGCCUUGAGUUGUCCUUCAGAUGGCAGUUUUUAAAAAGAAAUAUAGUCACACAUUAUCCUGUGUUAUGUGUUCAUAAAACUGUUUAGAUUAAAUCGAGAUUGUUUUGUUUUUGUCAUAUCUGUGGGAUAUAAAGCGUAAGGCACCAGCAUCACAUCAAAGCCUCUGCUCAUGCUCAUGGGCUGUCAAGGAAUGGGAUCGUGGCAAGAAUGUGGACGUAAAGUUGAUUUCACUUUUUCUUUUGGGUGUGUGUGUGUGUAUGUGUUUCUGUCAAAAUGUGAAAGUAAAAUGUUAGUCUUUUUUAAUACGAUUUUCUUUUAAUUGUAUUUCCAUUUUAAUUUGCAAUUUGUCAUCACAUUUUGACAAGCAGGAACCAGUUUCAUAUGGUGUUGCUGCUGUGAGUUUUCUAAAUACUUAUUUAGUUUAUUAUUAAGCAUUAUUGCCUUCAAUAUUUGAUUCCAGAGGUUGAUGCUUGUUCAGACUGCUGAAGCAUUUUGAGUUAACAGCUGUUUAGCACUUAACAAGCUCCAGCAUUUUUUUGUUUGUUGUGCAUCUCGGUGAGUGAAGGUGAUUGUUUACAACAUUAUGUUUGGAAAUGCCCCUCCCUUCCCUUUUUGUUUAUCCUCUCUCACAUGAACAUCUUGGUACAAUUUUGAAAACUCUAUUAAUUUCAUUUUAAUGUGUUAUACACAUUUGUGCUGCUUAUGGAUAUGAUUGCCUUUCUUGUAUUUAACAAUGGGGAAAUAGAAUGUCACCAAUGUAGAUGUAUGUACACAUAAUGACUUUGGUUAUCAUCUUGGGAGAGCAAAGCAGAUUUGCAAUUUGUUAACAACUGUAGUCAGUUAAAAGAGCAUUAGUAGCGAUUAGGAAACCCUCUGUAGAAUUACCAGUUCACUCCAGUUUACAUUGGUUGUCAACUGUCAACUUUCCAAAGUAGAUGGUCUUUUUGUAUUUUUCUUUUGGAAAAAAACAGUGAUUUUAUUGCACACUUUGGAUACAGUUCAAGAGUUUUUUGUAUCUGCCAAUUAUAAAUUAUAAAUAAAAAACUAUAUUCUAAAAAAUCCCAAAA
Messenger RNA from Siniperca chuatsi (mandarin fish), 5748 nucleotides. RefSeq names its product suppressor of cytokine signaling 6 (gene socs6a). Gene Ontology annotation, cellular component: phosphatidylinositol 3-kinase complex. NCBI's taxonomy places the organism in Eukaryota, Metazoa, Chordata, Actinopteri, Centrarchiformes, Sinipercidae. The record is from RefSeq and is a predicted model, not a curated record. Bases 717 to 2327 code for a protein of 536 amino acids. Gene Ontology annotation, molecular function: 1-phosphatidylinositol-3-kinase regulator activity. The transcript is spliced from 3 exons. Gene Ontology annotation, biological process: intracellular signal transduction; regulation of growth; protein ubiquitination.